CUUUUAUUUUCAUUGCCGGAGAAAAGCGGCAGAAACAAACAAAACACGCGAAUGCUAGCGGCAAGAAGAGAGAGAUUGACCAUCUAAAUGGCAAAAGUUUAGGGUUUGGUUAUCGGAAUCAUUAUCUAAUUCAUUGAGCUUUGACAAUCAGAUUGAGGUUGUUCAAUCAUCGCUCGACAAGGUAACCUCAUUUUCCUAAGUUUUAUCUGUAACCCUAAGCGUAAGCUUUUGUGACUUUAAGGGUUCGGAUCUGAGAAAAUUCGUACAUUCAUCGUAUCUCAAUUGUCAGGUUCUGAUUGUUUAUCUGACCAAUCAUUUUUUCAUUUUUGAAAUAAUUAUCGAUUGCCGAGUAUAUGCGGAUGAAAUUAUCUAAUGCGGGUGGAUUUCUUAAUUUUAUGGUUUGAUGAUGAUUGGGAUUCUGGUAUUGGAUUGGAUUGAGAUUUGAAUUUUGAGGAUUGGGUUGUUAAAAACAUUGAUUUCGUAGUUAAUUGGGGUCUGGAAGAUGGCAUAAUCUAGAAUUUUGAGACGCUUGAGAUAUUGUUGAGGUGGAUUAGGGUUGCUGUACAAAAUCAAUGUUUGAUGCGUGGUGUUAGAAUUUUGGUGCAAUGGUUGAAAUAGCAGAAUCUUCUGAUUCCGGGACUGGAUUAUUCAGCUCCACUUUGGGGACAAGUAGGUCUUUUCGCGAAGAAGAUAGCUUUCAGAGGCAAGUGUCGAAUUUUGGGGGUAGUGGAUCCAGGAAUACAAGCCCACUAGGACGUGUUGGUUCGAGAAACACUAGCCCGUCUAGACAAAAGGUGGUUAAGACAAAACCUCGUGGAUUAGAUGAGGAGACUUUAGCCACUUUUGGUAAGCCUAUUCAACCUGAUAUUCAGAUGGAAGAUAAUAUUUGGGCAAUGCUGCCAGAGGAUUUGCUGAAUGAAAUCCUAGCUAGGGUCCCACCAUUCAUGAUUUUCCGGCUCCGGUCUGUUUGCAAAAGGUGGAAUUCUAUAUUGCAAGACAGUAGCUUUUUGAAGUUCCAUUCUCAGGUGCCACCUCAUGGACCUUGUCUUCUUACGUUUUGGAAGAACUCACAGACCCCACAGUGCUCUGUGUUUAGCUUGCCGCUGAAACAAUGGUUCCGGAUUCCAUUUACAUUUUUACCACAAUGGGCAUUCUGGCUGGUUGGUUCUUCGGGGGGGCUGGUUUGUUUCUCUGGACUAGACGGAUUAAUGUUCAAGACUCUAGUUUGCAAUCCCCUAACGCAGACUUGGAGGAUGUUGCCAAGUAUGCAUUACAAUCAACAAAGGCAAUUGAUCAUGGUUGUUGAUAGGAAGGAAAGAUCAUUUAAAGUUAUAGCCACUAGCGAUAUCUAUGGUGACAGGUCUUUGCCAACCGAAGUAUAUGACUCAAUGCAUGACAAGUGGUCAGUUCACCAGACAAUGCCUGCUGUAAAUCUUUGCUCCUCGAAGAUGGCAUUUUGCGAUUCAAGACUGUAUUUGGAAACUCUCUCCCCACUUGGCUUGAUGAUGUAUCGGCUAGAUACUGGACAGUGGGAACACAUACCAGCAAGGUUUCCACGCUCUUUAUUGGAUGGUUAUCUCGUUGCUGGCUCCCAGAAACGGCUAUUUCUGGUUGGAAGAAUAGGUCUUUAUAGUACACUUCAAAGUAUGCGAAUUUGGGAGUUGGACCAUUCAAAAUUCAUUUGGGUUGAGAUAAGUAGAAUGCCACCCAGGUACUUUCGAGCUCUCCUGAGAUUGUCAGCAGAGAGGUUUGAAUGCUUUGGGCAGGACAAUCUGAUCUGCUUCACAUCAUGGAAUCAAGGAAAAGGCCUUCUUUAUGAUGUGGAUAAGAAAGUAUGGUCUUGGAUUGCUGGUUGCGCUCUGAAGUCGUACAAUAGCCAAGUCUGCUUCUACGAGCCAAGAUUUGAUGCAUCAAUCUAUUAAUUCAGCAGCCAAUCAAUUGGGAGAUCAGAAGCCGGAAGUAGCUCUCUUGCCAGUUGUCUACUUCAAGCUGCACUUUACUUGCCCUUUUUGUCUAACCCAUAUUUCAGAAAUUAAGGAUCUUUCAUCUGUGGAGUAUAUAGAUAAGAGAAGUUCAAUUUGACGGUGUUCUAUUUUUGGACCAGGGGGUUAAUUGAAUCACGAAGGACAUUCACUUUUGCUUUGUUCAUGGAAUGUUUAACGUUAGGCACGAGGGCGACCAGUCGAUCACAUCUGUAGCAUAAUUGUAAGACAAUUUUCUUCUUCAACUCAUGCAAUUUUAUGUAAUCAAUUGUUACUGCUUACAGGAUUGUUGAUUUUCUUGAAUGACAUAUGCUUUGGUGCA
Molecule: messenger RNA, 2304 nt
Organism: Ipomoea triloba (trilobed morning glory)
Lineage: Eukaryota; Viridiplantae; Streptophyta; Magnoliopsida; Solanales; Convolvulaceae
Product: F-box/kelch-repeat protein At5g15710
Exons: 1
Coding region: 606-1922 (438 amino acids)
Molecular function (GO): protein binding
Source: RefSeq, a predicted model, not a curated record